ACCUACGGUAAAUCUGGUGAUUUUUCUUUGAUUUAUUUGUGUUCUGUGAUAAUGUAAGCUGAAGCCAUUCCACUUUGGGACAUUUUCUGUAUUCGCUAUAUGACGGAAAACUGCAGCUGAUGUCUUGGUGCGACUGUUAAGUUUUAAAAGUGAUCCAUUGCUAAUAAUAUUCACGUGGAGUUUACCUGUGCAAUAUUACCCGGCCUUUUUUAUCAGACAAAAACUUAACAGAUAUUGAUAAGCCUUUUUUGUUUUAUGCAUUUUAUGUUUAAUCAGGAACAUCUGCCGUUAUCGGAAUUCAGCAGAGAAAAUUCGAAUGAAUGUUUUAAGUUUUCACAUUUUUAUAAUUUGUUUUGUCUUUCAUCUCAAAACUUUCUAAAAGCAAUACGAUUUCUGUGAUACACUUGUGGAGAACACUUUGGUACAAACACUUGCAGCGGAAUGGACUUCUUUGGUGACACAUAAAUUUUUAAUAUCCAUAUAUAGCUCUGAAUUUCCCAAAUGUUGAUAGACAUACAUAUGGACAGUAUGCCAACUUCCGCUAAACGUUUGUGUCGAGAAGGCAGUUUAGAAACUGACAAAGAAUCAUCGGUUGAUAUUUCUCCAGCUCCCACGCCCGAUUUGGAAGCCGUUCGUCCAAAAACAAGAAAACAUCCCAAAUCGAGUCUUAAAUCAGAACCGGAUACAGACGACAGUCCUGUUUUUACUGAUGACGAAAGCGUUGUAGGAGAUGACGACAAAACGGGAAACCAAGAGGCUUCUUCGGAAGGUCUCGGCAGUCAACCACAGAAGAAGACUGUUGCACAAAUCAUGAGGGACAAAAAGAAGCAGACUGGUAUGACCCUGCAGUGGCUUGAAGAAAACUAUUGUAUUUGUGAAGGGGUAUGUUUACCACGAUGCAUUCUAUACGCACAUUACCUCGACUUCUGCCGCCAAAAGUCGCUAGAACCGGCAUGUGCGGCAACUUUUGGAAAGACUAUCCGUCAGAAAUUUCCACACCUCACAACAAGACGCCUAGGGACUCGAGGACAUUCGAAGUACCAUUACUAUGGCAUUGGUAUUCGGGAAACCAGUCAGUAUUAUCAUUCUGUGUAUACAGGAAAGGGCCUUACGAGGUUCUCUGGUUGUAAACUUAAGAAUGAGGGUGGAUUUACAAGAAAAUAUUCACUCAGUUCAAAGACUGGUACUCUACUCCCAGAAUUCCCCAAUGCUCAGUAUCUCAUAUUACCCCUCUCCAUACCCAGAGAAAAGGUAGAGACAUUUGUAAUGAUGUAUAAGACUCAUUGCCAGUGUAUCCUUGAUACAGCAAUCAACGCCAACUUUGAAGAGAUUCAAAACUUCUUAUUACACUUCUGGCAAGGGCUUCCCGAGCACCUGCUACCUUUGGUAGAAAAUGAAGUGAUCGUGGAUAUCAUAUGUGUUUGUGACAGUAUUUUGUACAAGGUAUUGACAGAGGUCCUCAUUCCUGCAACAAUGCAAGAAAUGCCGGAAACGUUAUUGUGUGAUAUACGCAAUUUCUCCAAACACUGGGAAAACUGGGUAUCUACUUCUUUGGAAAAUCUCCCGGAUGCCCUCUCACAGAGUAAACUUCCGGUGGCGAGGAGAUUCGCACAAUCCAUGAAGAGACAGACUUCAUUUCUUCAUCUUGCCCAGACGGCUCGACCUGUGCUGUACGACGCACAAAUGGUCAAUCAGAUGAUAGCUGACGUGGAUAGCAUUGAUCUGAAUAGUAUAGGUACGCAUGCGCUUCACAAUACCAAUGAUGGUGGAGAAUCCGAUUUGGAACUCAAUGCAGAAUUUUUAAGAGAAUUCAAAGAAAUAUUACGGAAGCAAGCCACAGUGGAGGCGUUCACAGAAUGGUUAGAUAGUGUGGUUGAAAAUAAAGUCAUAAAGCCCAGUAAACAAAAUGGUCGAUCAUUUAAGAAGAGGGCGUCCGCUUUUCUACUGAACUGGUCGUUCUUUGGAGCAAGAGUGAUGCAUAAUUUAACUCUGAACAACGCAAAAGCUUUCGGUUCAUUCCAUUUGAUCCGAAUGCUUCUGGACGAGUAUGUCUUGCUCGCUGUGGAGACGCAAUUACACGUAGAGAAGGAAACGGAAAUCCAGUCCUUGUUAGAAAAACACAUCAAAACAGAUGAUGGCGGUACUCGGCCAGUUCUCUCGUCACAGUCUAGUAGCUGCUUUCUUGCCACAAAGAGAGAAUUGAAUUCCAGGAAUUUUAAUAAUAAUAAUGUAAAGCGUGAGUUUUAUGGACAACAGUCACCAAUAGUCCAUAAUACCUUUAAUCACGAAAAAGAGUCAUCAUUUAACAUGUCCAGUCACAUCAACAAUAUGGCUGUUAUGGCACAGAGUGUUAUAGGGAACCCACAGCCAAAUCGAACAUCACCAAUCAUUUUCAACCCCAUUCCUAGAAACAGUGUAAUAAGCUACCCAGGAUCCUCACAGCCGUCUUUAGUGGCCCCAGCUCCAUUUAGUUACAUUGGACAAGGAGAUUAUCAGGCGGGGUCACCAUACAGUUUUGGGAGCUAUGGACCACAUUACCCGAGUGCCUUCCGAACACACCCUUCUAUGAAUCACUCACCUUAUUCUAACGUGAAAAAUGAUCUGGAAUCCAGUUAUCAUCCGGAAACUCAGUACAGCAGUACAGACUAUUAUAAUCCGAAUUACACUAGUUUGUCUCAACCUACCUUUGCCUCUCCAUCUGUGUAUUGUCAAGGAAGCAGUGCAUUUAAUGUGGUUCCCAGUAACCAAGCAUUCAGUGGUCUUCCUUACUCUGGCUCAGAUUUCUUCAGCAGUAGUUAUAAUCCGCCCUCAAAGCCGCCACAUGUAGAGCACGUGUCGGUGAUUCAGCAGAGGUACCCGGAUGAUCCGUUGAACAUUCUAGACAAACCGAUCCGGCCAAAAGAUGGCACCUACAACACGAGUCCAGCAAGUUGUCACAGUCCACCUCGCCCUGGAGUGCAUCACGACUUCGGCGAUGACAUCAUAAGUAUGGCGGUAAACGGAAUGAUAACUAGUGACCAUGACCUUUCACAGGCGUACAAUGAUCCUGGACCGCUGCCGUCUAUAAACACGGUGUUUAUGACGUAAUCUUUAUCGUUUCUUGGCAUAUCAACUGACUUUAUGGCAAUUUUAAACGAAAAUUGAGGCGCAAUAGAAGUAAUAGUAUAUGUGGUAAUUACACAUUUUUGUGAAUGUGCAAUUAUAUUCGAAAUCCUAGGAAAAAGGGACCCCUAGGGUUAAAGCAUGGUUUUACUAUUUAGAUGAGAUUUAUUCAUUGACAGACAGAAUGACAAAGCUUGUGCAUGUAUAGUUGAACCAAGGGUAUAGUAAAUAGACAAGUUCACUAGUAACUGGAAACAGAUCUGACUUGUAAAUACACAUAUUGAAAUAUUUGUAGUGCUAUAUUUACAAAAUCUUGUUAUAUAUGUCAUUAGGUAUGUACUUAGAAAAGUAAUUCAAGUGCCUAAUGUAGUUUUUGAUGUCAUAUCAAUACUUCUUUCGAGGAAACAAAGAAUCUAUUAGUGUUCAUACGUGCCAUUAUGCUACAAAACCUUUAGCUUCAUUGCAUUCCAUAUUAGUUCAUACAUGUUCCGUUAAAGAACAUAGAUUUUAUUAUUUUUGAUAUGUUGCUUUUAUAAUCACUGCUUACCAAGACUCAUUGAAUGUGCAAUUCACAACGAGCUAAGCCGACCAAAUUAAGCUUGCCUUUUUCAUGUAAACAAGAAAUAAAAACAAACUCUGGUAUGUUUCAUUUCAGUUUCAUGCACAUUUAUUUGCUUUGAUCAAUAUUUAAAAUGAUAUUCGCAAAUUUGUGUAGUAAUUUGGAAUAUUGGAAAAUGGUAUGCAAUAUAUGUUAUUUUGCAAUGUAAUUGGUAGAGAAGGGAGACUAUGUGAUCGUUAGUCUUUAUCUGUUACCCAUACUUGCCAUGAUGUUAUAUUUGUCAAUCAAUGUAACAAUUCAUAUCAACAU
Molecule: messenger RNA, 3970 nt
Organism: Saccostrea echinata
Lineage: Eukaryota; Metazoa; Mollusca; Bivalvia; Ostreida; Ostreidae
Product: DNA-binding protein RFX6-like
Exons: 20
Coding region: 502-3087 (861 amino acids)
Biological process (GO): regulation of transcription by RNA polymerase II
Molecular function (GO): DNA-binding transcription factor activity, RNA polymerase II-specific; RNA polymerase II cis-regulatory region sequence-specific DNA binding
Source: RefSeq, a predicted model, not a curated record